Amyelois transitella is the source of this 1295-nucleotide messenger RNA. RefSeq lists its product as uncharacterized. The record is from RefSeq and is a predicted model, not a curated record. Bases 518 to 895 code for a protein of 125 amino acids. The transcript is spliced from 3 exons. Lineage: Eukaryota; Metazoa; Arthropoda; Insecta; Lepidoptera; Pyralidae.
UCUCUAUAAUUUGUAGCAAUGGUGUGCUCCAGCGCAGAACGCGGCGCCGCGGGAAAGGGGGGAGCUGGCAGCGCGCCAUCGCGAUCGCGGUCACACACCAAAACAUACGGAUUUCUCGGGAAAAAAUAUCGGGCACUUGCAGAGUCCGUCCACACCUCGCUCCGGCCAUACAGCUGCCAAACUCUAAAUGCUCUAAUUCGAGAGCUCCAGUUAGCCGCCUCGUAAAUUACUGAAGUGUCGUAUCAAUGCUUUGACUUUCCGCUAUGUAAUUAGUGCGUUGGCUGUAGUUCCCUACGGUGUUUGGUGCUAGCUACGGUUCUAUUCAUAUAAAGAACCCAGAUUUUGUUUUAUUGUCCUGCAUUCAACCAAUAGUGAUGCUGAUGUCCACAACAGUCAAAUUGGAAGCGAAUUUCCCUUUUGCUAUAACAAUGCUCAUUUGGAAAAUUUCAGCGUGUGUAGUAUUACAAAAGGUAUUACUCCGUUAAGAGUCAGGCGGUAGUUACUAAGUGGCAGCUUAAUGGAGACCGUGUACCCUGCGUCUGCGUCGGCGCUGGCGCGCGGGCGUCGUCUGCGGCGCGCCGACCCGCGCUCGCGGCACCGCACUACGCCCGUCACUUUCGCAGAGAUCAAGGAAGUAGACGAGGAGAACGAGGACGCAUUAGCGUCGGCAGCGGCGAGCGAGGAGCGGCGUCGGCGGCCAGACUUGCUUGACGAGCCGCUCGGCCGGCAGUUCGCAGAGUUCCGCGCGCGGCGAGCGCGGCGGGCGCGCCGGGAGCGGGACGAACUGCGCGAGCGCGACGCGGAGGAGGCGCCGGCCCCAGCGCCGCUCGCCAGCACGGCGCGCGCGGGCAGCGAGCCGGCGGGGCUGCAUCAGUCUCCGCCGCACGACACCUGACUGCCGCCUCCGACUGCUGCAGGUCCCAGGGACCGGACUAGUUUAUUGUCGUUACCGAGCUGAGGGCUCACUGAAAUGAGGGAAUUCGCGAGAGAAACAUCUCGAAAAAUAUUUAUAAUUUACCCUAUUGAGUUGUUAACUAUACCUACUACUAAAAUAGUUACCUAACAAUAAAUUGAAAAUCAUGAAACAGUUAAGUAAAUUUUAAUCGUAGCCGUGACGUGGUUGUGGAAAGAUGGUUCUAUUGGAACACGAUUGAAUCCUUGGUGGUUAUGUACAGUAACAUAAUCAAGAGUUUUGAUAACUAAGGGUUAAGGGUUGGUUUGGAUAAGAUGUCUGAAUUGCGAAAUUAAUGAAAAACACAAUGAGUUUGGCAAUCUCUUUUAUUGCAUUUUACAAU